This is a messenger RNA of Neolamprologus brichardi, 1032 nucleotides long. Its product is annotated as bone morphogenetic protein 2-B. Lineage: Eukaryota; Metazoa; Chordata; Actinopteri; Cichliformes; Cichlidae. The record is from RefSeq and is a predicted model, not a curated record. Gene Ontology annotation, molecular function: growth factor activity; cytokine activity. Gene Ontology annotation, cellular component: extracellular region.
AUGGCCAGGCAGGAGCAGGAUCGUCUCUUUUAUCUUAAGGAUAUCCCCAGACCAGCGGUGGCUCCUCAGAAGAAGGCUCCUCAGUUCAUGCUGGAUCUUUUUAACGUGGUUUCUGUCACGGGUGGGACCCCGAAAAGCCAGACGGACAUUCUGGAAGGAAACACGGUGCGGAGUUUCAGCGAUAAAGGACAACCUGGAGAGAGUUUUCACUUCUUCAACUUGUCAUCUUUCGGCAGAGAUGAGAGAAUGAUCAAAGCGCAGUUCCGCUGGUUCCGAAAGAAAAGGAAGUUUUGUCCCGGAAGCUUUCACACGCCUCAUUUCUACAAAGUGGCUCUGUAUGAGGUGCUGGAGAACCUUGUGAAGCCAUGGCGAGGAAAUCUCAUCACCUCCAGAUUGGUUCCACUAUACACACAAGGAUGGGAAGUCUUCAAUGUCACUCAGAUGGUAUCCAAGUGGAUCCACAACAGUCAGGAGGAUAACGGCAUCCUGGUGGUGACUACACUUCCUUCCGGUAACUGGAUGGAGUCGGUGUUGCAUUCAUCUAAACAGAAUGUAGAGCUGACAGACACAAGCGCCUACCUGGUCAUAUUCUCACACGACAAACAGACAGGAGCAUCAAACCAGUCAUACUUUGGACAAGCCCAACCUGAACCGGCUGCCCCCGAGCACCGCAGCAGAAGGCCUCGUGCAAUUUCGAGUAUCAUGCCCCUCGACCACUGCCAGCGCGUUUCUCUGUUUGUUGACUUCGAGGAGAUCGGCUGGUCGGGCUGGAUCAUCUCUCCCCGUGGAUACAAUGCCUAUCACUGUACGGGCUCCUGUCCGUUCCCGCUGGGGGUAAACAUCAGGGCGACCAACCACGCCACAGUGCGUUCUAUCAUGCACGCACUCAAGGUUACUAGUGAUGAGGUGGAAGCGCCCUGCUGCGUGCCGGACACGCUCCAGUCUAUGAGUCUGUUGUAUUUUGACGAUGAGGAGAAUGUGGUUUUAAAGCAGUAUGACGACAUGAUGGCGUUAAGCUGUGGUUGUCAUUAG